UUUUUGUAAUAAUAGCAAACUAGAAAGGAAUAGAAAAAAGGCCAAAGGUUAUUUACGCGAUUUUAUAUAUACAUCUUAGGUCUUUGGUAAGAGGUGCUUAAAGCUGAAGGAGUUGGCUUCUGUUUCUCUCUCCUUCUCUCUCUUUCAGAUAUGGCUACAAAACCCAAAAUCUAUCAUUUUGAUGAAGUUGCAAAGCAUAAUGAUAGACACGAUUGCUGGCUUUUAAUCCAUGGGAAGGUGUAUAAUGUUACCCGUUUUCUGGAGGAACACCCUGGAGGAGAAGAAGUAUUGAUUGCAGCUAGCGAGAAAGAUGCGACUGAUGAUUUCGACGAUGUUGGUCACAGCUCAUCCGCAAAAGAGCUGAUGAACAAGUACUACAUCGGUGACGUUGAUGUCAAAACCGUUCCACCCCCCGGGAAGAAGUAUACUCCUCCUCCAAUUAAUCCUCCAAAGGCAAUAAACAAGUACUAUGCAAUGUUGGCGAAGCUCUUACAGCUCUUGUUACCACUGCUGAUCCUGGGUGGAGCAUUUGCGGUGCGAUCAGCGAUCAAAAGGGACUAGUACCUGUUUGAUAAUUUUCCUUAGAGGAAAAACUAUACAAGUCUCAGAACGCAUUUUGUUGUUUCAACUGUUUUGCUUAAUAGCAAAUCUCUGUAUCUUGUUUCUAAAUUCUAAUAAUAAAUGGGCUUCUUCUUUCA
This is a messenger RNA of Manihot esculenta (cassava), 698 nucleotides long. Its product is annotated as cytochrome b5. Gene Ontology annotation, molecular function: heme binding. Gene Ontology annotation, cellular component: membrane; intracellular membrane-bounded organelle. The record is from RefSeq and is a predicted model, not a curated record. The transcript is spliced from 4 exons. NCBI's taxonomy places the organism in Eukaryota, Viridiplantae, Streptophyta, Magnoliopsida, Malpighiales, Euphorbiaceae. Bases 151 to 561 code for a protein of 136 amino acids.